AUGCCCUCAUCUCGCAACAAAUCUUAUUUGUUAAAUAUUUUUGAUACUCCUGGACAUGUUAAUUUCUCUGACGAAUGUACAGCAGCUUUCCGUCUAUCUGACGGUGUUGUUAUAAUGGUUGAUGUUCAUGAAGGAAUGAUGUUAAAUACUGAAAGAUUACUUCGACAUGCAGUUCAGGAACGUCUUCCAAUUACUAUUUGUUUAAAUAAAAUUGACAGACUUAUUCUUGAAUUAAAACUGCCGCCAGCUGAUGCUUAUGCUAAAUUGAAAUUUACUCUGGAUCAAAUUAACAAUUUCGUUCAGACAUUUGGAGAAGAAGAUAUUCCUUUAUUUUCUCCAUUAAUGGGAAAUGUUAUUUUUGCAAGUGGUCGCUAUUCUAUUUGUUUUUCUCUUCAAAGUUUUGCAAAUAUUUAUUCUUCAAAAUAUCGAGAACUUGAUUCUAUUGGAUUUGCUAAACGUUUGUGGGGCGAUAUGUUUUAUGAUCCAGCAACUCGAAAAUUUACGCGAAAACAGCAAUUUAGUUCUCAAACACAGGCGCCUAGAACUUUUGUUCAUUUUAUUUUGGAACCAAUGUAUAAACUUUUCUCACAGGUUGUUGGUGAUGUUGACACUUGUCUACCAAAAUUGCAGGAACAUUUAGGCAUUAAACUUACUAGAGAAGAACAGAAAAUGAAUGUACGUCCAUUAAUUACAUUAAUUUGUCAACGCUUUUUUGGAACUUUUACAGCUUUUGUCGAUCUUGUUGUGCAAAAUUUCAAGUCACCAGUUGAGAAUGGCCCUAUAAAAGUACAACAGUGUUAUACUGGUGAAAUAACACGUCCAUUACCUAUGGCUGUUGCUAAAUGUGAUGCUAGUGUUGGUUUUUUUUAUUUUAUCACAACUUUUAAGUAUUUUUAUCUCUUAACCCGGAAUCUGGAAUUUUUAAAAUUUAGUCAGUUUUAUUUUCUAAAAAUGUUGGAUCUUAAUAACGGGGAAUUUAUUUUCCGGCAUUUCAUUUUUUAUUAUUUUUCCUGUCGAAUUAAAGUGGAACUAACAUCAUUUUUAUUCGAUUUAAUUACAAAAAUAUUGAAAUUUAUUUACCUUCGAUUCGAAGUAAUUACCGUAUUAUCUCUAAUACAAGCCCUGGGCGUCUAUUUUUCAAUACCCCUCAUUGACUGGGCUUCUAAUAGGGCAUGGGCUUCUAUUAGGGCAUGGGCUUUUAUUUUUCAAUAUCGAAAUUUUAUAGAAGAUAAAAAAUAA
This is a messenger RNA of Meloidogyne enterolobii, 1239 nucleotides long. NCBI's taxonomy places the organism in Eukaryota, Metazoa, Nematoda, Chromadorea, Rhabditida, Meloidogynidae. The record is from the annotation of a GenBank genome assembly.